Messenger RNA from Cynara cardunculus var. scolymus (artichoke), 1470 nucleotides. RefSeq names its product protein THYLAKOID ASSEMBLY 8-like, chloroplastic. The transcript is spliced from 4 exons. The record is from RefSeq and is a predicted model, not a curated record. The coding region runs from base 398 to 1219 and encodes 273 amino acids. Gene Ontology annotation, molecular function: protein binding. NCBI's taxonomy places the organism in Eukaryota, Viridiplantae, Streptophyta, Magnoliopsida, Asterales, Asteraceae.
UCUCCUUCACUUUGCGGUUCAGGCCAAGAAACACAUCCUACCCUUGGAGAAAUUCUACCCUAGCCGCUCGUCUCCUUCACAGCUCGUCUCCUUCGCUUUGCUGUUUGAUUUCAAACACGCCAAAAUCUGAAAACUCGAUUUCCGCAGAAGCGCAAUGAAGGUGCAAAUGUGGAAGUUGGAGUAUCACGUUCAAAUAGGGAAGAAGUUGAGGGAUUAGAGUGGUGGCUACCGACUGAAAAGAGGCUCGUGGCAGAAAGAGAACACCACAUCAAGAACCAGAAAGAGAACGAGUGAGAGGGAAGAAACGACAUAAAAGAGGAAUCCAGGAAAGAGUUUCGAGAUCGAGGUCUCGGUUCUGCAAUUCAAGCAGGGGUGGAUUUGUGUCUCAGCGACUGCAAUGGCAGCCAUUGGGGGCAUAUUGAGGUCAAAGCUAAGAUUAUCUGUUUUCUCAUGGCUCCACCGUGAUGUAAUGAGAAUACCCAUCUUGAAAGGCUGCGUUUCUUCUUAUGCUUCUUCCUCCACAGCACCUUUAAAAUUCAAUCACACAACUCAAAGUAUCGAUGGUGUCUGCCAUUGCCAACAGCAGUUUCAGAGAUAUUUGAGGCCUCGGUAUUACCACGAUGGUAGGCCGAGAGGUUCUCUUUGGAGGGGAAAGAAAUUGCUUGGUAAAGAAGCUCUUUUUGUUAUUUUGGGGUUGAAAAGAGUAAAAAACGAUGAAGAAAAACUGGACAAGUUUGUUAAAACCCAUGUCUCAAGGCUCUUAAAGAUGGACAUGGUUGCUGUUCUCAAUGAGCUUGAACGCCAAGAGGAAGUGGAUUUAGCCGUCAAGAUGUUUUGGGUCAUUCAAAAGCAAGACUGGUAUCAGCCUGAUGUAUAUCUAUAUAAAGACUUGAUCAUCUCAUUAUCUAAAUCUAAAAAGAUGGAUGAGGCAAUGAAGCUGUGGGAAAGCAUGAGAAAAGAAAAUUUGUAUCCGGAUUCUCAAACAUACACAGAAGUGAUUCGCGGGUUUUUGAGGUUUGGGUCUCCUGGUGAUGCUAUGAACAUCUAUGAGGAUAUGAAACAAUCUCCGGAUCCACCUGAUGAGUUGCCAUUCAGAAUUCUGUUGAAGGGGCUUCUGCCGCAUCCCCUGUUGAGGAACAAGGUCAAACAAGACUUUGAGGAGAUUUUUCCCGAGCAGAGUAUUUACGACCCCCCAGAAGAGAUAUUUGGAUUGCGUUAAGGUAUCGUAUGUUAUUUUGAAAUUACAUAAUAUUUGUUGUUUGUUUUAAGAUGGUAUCUGGAUAGUUUAUAUCUAUGCGAGUUUUGAACAUACUAGUUUAACCUUGAACUAGAAAGGUCUAAUUCUUCAGCCAUUUUAGAGAAUAGAAAGCUAUUGUUGAUUCAAGUCCCAACAUGUUGGUAAUUUCGGAGAUUAUCCUUCUGAUAGAUUUGUUUUUAAUAAAAGCGUGUCUGUCUAAUAGAAGAAUGCCU